This is a messenger RNA of Ricinus communis (castor bean), 2889 nucleotides long. Its product is annotated as DEAD-box ATP-dependent RNA helicase 46. The coding region runs from base 224 to 2569 and encodes 781 amino acids. Gene Ontology annotation, cellular component: nucleus; cytoplasm; ribonucleoprotein complex. Gene Ontology annotation, molecular function: RNA binding; ATP binding; RNA helicase activity. The record is from RefSeq and is a predicted model, not a curated record. NCBI's taxonomy places the organism in Eukaryota, Viridiplantae, Streptophyta, Magnoliopsida, Malpighiales, Euphorbiaceae. The transcript has 9 exons.
AUUGAGGCGAAAUUCAUUUCCUGUCUGCCCACUUUCUCUCUCAAGGCUUCUCUACCCUCCAUUAGACGCUUUUCUCUUUGCGAGGGUUAGGGGAUCAUAGAGAGAGAGACACACACAAACACUACAUACAUUUAUUUAUACGCCUUCAGAGAACCUGAGCUUUUAUCGCUUCUAUUUAAUUAACCCAUCACCUUCUGAUUUGUCCUUGGUGGGUUUGUUUGCAAUGGCUGCUACUGCUACUGCUGGUCCGCGGUAUGCACCGGAGGAUCCUACUCUACCAAAACCAUGGAGAGGACUAGUUGAUGGUAAAACUGGGUACCUUUAUUUCUGGAAUCCAGAGACAAAUGUGACUCAAUAUGAGAGGCCUAUUGCCACAGCUCUUCCAUCAAAGUCUUCUUUAGUGCCCAUAAGUUCUUCAGUUCAAGUUCAGCAAUCUUCUCGCCGAGGCUAUAGCCCUGUUAAAGAAGAAGAUAGGUAUGGCAGAGGAAAUGGCAGUGGAUCAAAACCUGAUGCUGGGACGAAUUUUAAUCAGAAUGCAAAAGGUGGAGGAUUUCAAUCUCAAAAUGUUCCUAAUGGAACGGCUAAUGGACCUGGUGGCCCUUCUGCUAGGGGACAUGGAUCAUCAGCUGGAGGAAGUAUUUUAUCUCCAGAGGCUUAUCGUCGUCGGCAUGAAAUUUCAGUUACCGGAGAUGACGUGCCCCCUCCUCUUACUACAUUUGAAGCUACUGGAUUUCCUUCUGAGAUUCUGAGAGAGGUACUCAGUGCAGGCUUCUCUGUCCCAACUCCAAUUCAGGCACAAUCAUGGCCAAUUGCUUUGCAAAGCAAAGAUAUAGUGGCCAUAGCUAAGACUGGCUCGGGCAAGACCUUAGGUUAUUUACUUCCUGGGUUUAUUCAUCUCAAGCGCUGCCGUAAUGACCCUCAGCUGGGUCCAACUGUGUUGGUAUUGUCACCGACAAGAGAGUUGGCGACGCAGAUACAGGAUGAAGCUGUGAAAUUUGGAAGGUCUUCAAGAAUCUCUUGCACGUGUUUGUAUGGAGGAGCACCUAAGGGUCCACAGUUGAAAGAACUAGACAGAGGAGUAGAUAUUGUGGUUGCCACUCCUGGGCGUUUGAAUGACAUACUUGAAAUGAGGAGAAUCAGCCUGAGCCAAGUUUCUUACCUUGUACUAGACGAGGCUGAUCGAAUGUUGGACAUGGGUUUUGAACCCCAGAUAAGGAAGAUUGUAAAAGAGGUGCCUUCUCGACGCCAGACCCUCAUGUAUACAGCAACUUGGCCACGGGAAGUUCGGAAAAUUGCAGCUGAUCUGCUGGUCAAUCCUGUUCAAGUUAAUAUUGGCAAUGUUGAUGAGCUUGUGGCAAACAAAUCAAUCACACAGUAUAUUGAAGUAUUGGCACCCAUGGAGAAACACAGGAGGUUGGAGCAGAUAUUACGGUCUCAAGAACCGGGAUCAAAAAUUAUUAUUUUUUGUUCAACAAAAAAGAUGUGCGAUCAACUUGCUCGCAAUCUUACCCGGACAUUUGGAGCUGCUGCUAUUCAUGGAGAUAAAUCUCAGAGUGAGAGGGAUCAUGUUCUAAGUCAGUUCCGCACAGGGAGGUCUCCAGUGCUUGUCGCUACUGAUGUUGCUGCUCGAGGACUGGACAUUAAAGACAUCAGGGUGGUUAUCAACUAUGAUUUUCCUACUGGAGUGGAAGAUUAUGUUCAUAGGAUUGGGAGGACUGGCAGGGCAGGUGCUACUGGAGUUGCUUACACGUUCUUUGGUGACCAGGAUGCCAAGUAUGCUUCAGACCUUAUCAAAGUAUUGGAAGGGGCAAGCCAGCGAGUCCCUCCAGAGAUUCGUGAUAUGGCUUCUCGUGGUAGCGGGAUGAGUAAGUUUAGACGUUGGGGCUCUGCCCCCGGCGGACGUGAUGGAGGCCGCGGUGGACGCAGCGAUUUUGGUUACAGUGGAAGGGACGGUGGAAGAGGUAGUUUUGGAAUGUCUAGUUCCUAUUCUAGUAGGCCAGAGAAAGGCGGAGGUCGUGGAUAUGACUAUGAGUCACGAGACAGGAGUGAUAGAGGUCGCAGCCGCAGUCGAAGCCCAGAUAGGGGGUCAGGUUUAGGUGACCGUAGUAAAAGUUGGAACCGUGAUCGCAGCCGUAGUCCUGAUAGGAAUAACAGGGCUCCACCCACACGCUCUCCUGUGCGCAGUUUUCAUCAGGCUAUGAUGGAAAAAGGUCGGGCAUCCUCACCGCCACAAAAUCAGCUGGAGAGAUCAAGAUCUCCUUGUAAUGGUGGGGGCAGCAGUUUUUACAGGCCAUCUACACGUGAACGGUCUCCAGUCCGCAGCUUUCACCAGGCAAUGGUUGACAAAGGUCCGGUAUCUCAACCGCCUCGUAACAAGCUUGAUAGAUCAGGAUCUCCCUAUGGUGGUGGUGGUCCUGGAAGUGGACAUGUGGAUAGAGGAUAUAAUGAUGGUCCUCGUUCUCAUUUUGGGGAAGAAGAGGAGGAAGGCAUGAUUCCAGCUGAUGAAGAUGGUAUAAUACCACCAGAUGAUGGAGGCAUGUACCGGGGAGCAGAUAAGGGCACCCAUUGAUCUUUGAUCAUACCUUUAAUGAUGGUUUGCUUUAUUCCAUGUACCAGCCUUCUCCACGAGUAUUUCUUCUCUGUAUUUUUUUUUUUUUUUUUUUUUUGGUGUUUUGGGUUGUAGCUGGAAAAGAGGUAUAACAAAUGGGAGUGGAGGUGGGCAGUUGAUUUUUUGGUUGAAGGGUGAAUCUAAGCAAGCCGGGGCAUCUUUUUUUCUCACUGAUACCAUUUGUUGUUUUUGCUAGAAAGUAAAAGAAGGGAAAAUAUCAAAGUGUAAGAUAAUGAAUAUUAUGAUGUAAUUGAGGCUUUCGCUAGCAUAUUUAUAGCUAA